Candida albicans SC5314 is the source of this 1047-nucleotide messenger RNA. RefSeq names its product aldo-keto reductase superfamily protein (gene LPG20). Lineage: Eukaryota; Fungi; Ascomycota; Pichiomycetes; Serinales; Debaryomycetaceae. Bases 1 to 1047 code for a protein of 348 amino acids. The transcript has a single exon. The record is from RefSeq and is a predicted model, not a curated record.
AUGUCAAUUGAACUUAAAUAUAACAAUUUGGGUGAAUCAGGAUUAAAAAUUGCCCCUAUUAUUGUGGGUUGUAUGAGUUAUGGAGACAAAAGAUGGGCUCAAUGGGUAUUAGAAGAUGAAGAGAAAAUUUUCCAAAUAUUGAAAAGAUGUUAUGAUGUUGGAUUAAGAACAUUUGAUACUGCAGAUGUUUAUUCUAAUGGGAAAUCUGAAGAAUUAAUUGGGAAAUUUAUUAAAAAAUUCAAUAUUCCUCGUGAUAGAAUUGUUAUUUUAUCCAAAGUUUUCUUCCCCGUUGAUCCUCAAACUCCUGGAUUUUCAUUGGCAACAAGAGAUAAUUUCCCAGUUUUAGAUUAUUAUAAUUCUCAAGGGUUAUCAAGAAAACAUGUUUUACAAGCUGUUCAAAAUUCAGUUGAAAGAUUAGGAACAUAUAUUGAUGUUUUACAAGUUCAUCGAUUGGAUAAAGAUACUCCGAAAAAAGAAAUUAUGAAAACAUUAAAUGAUGUUGUUGAUCAAGGAUUGGCAAGAUAUAUUGGUGCUUCAUCUAUGAAGGUGACUGAAUUUGCUCAACUACAAUUUAUUGCUGAACAAAAUCAUUGGCAUAAAUUCAUUAGUAUGCAAAAUUAUUAUAAUUUGAUUCAUAGAGAAGAAGAAAGAGAAAUGAUUCCAUUUUGUAAAGAUAAUUUCAUUAGCAAAGUUGGGAUAAUUCCUUGGUCACCUAUUGCAAGAGGGGUGUUAACUCGUCCAGUUGAUACCAGCUCUGAAAACUCAAGAGAUAAAUUAGAUAAAACUUUUAAGUUAUUACAUCUUGAUGAAUUGACUGAUGCUGAUAAAGAAAUCAUUUCUCGUGUUGAAAAAAUUGCCAAAGACAACAAAGUAAGCAUGGCUGUUGUCGCUACAGCUUGGGUUAUUAGUAAAGGAUGUAAUCCAAUUGUUGGACUUUCUUCUGUUGAACGUGUUGAUGAUAUUUUAAAAGCUACGGUUUUGAAGUUGACUGAAGAAGACAUUAAAUAUUUGGAAGAGCCUUAUGUUCCUAAACAGCCACUCAAUUGA